GCUGCUAUCCAGUGCUGCUGGAAUCUUAAUUUCCCUGAGGGAGUCUUCCCAAGGGAUUAAUAAAGUUCUAUCUAAUCUAAUCUAAUCUAUUGAUGCAGCUCAAGAUAAUGGCAGCUAUGGGAGACUUGUUAAUGAUGACCACUACCAUCCAAACUGCAAGACCUCAGCUUCAGCUACAGUUCAGGAACAAGUCCUCUUCCUUCUCCUCAUCAAAAGCUCCAGCUACAGUGCAGGAACAAGUCCUCUGUCCUUCUCCUCUUCAAAAAGAUUUCACAGAUGAUGAUGAUAUUGAUGGGGGUGAGAGUGAAGAUGAGGAAAACCCUGCUGCGGACAGAGCACUGGACGAAGAUGCUCCUGAUGAAAUGAAUGAUGAAAGUAUGGACAAGUGAAGGAACAUCUUACAACAAAGCUGACAGACAUAUCUCUGGACGCAAUGGAUGCCACAAGUGUUUGAAGACGUUCAGCAAAAAAGAAUUUGGUGAAAAAAUGGACUACUCAGGAUUUGAGCGGUCUUCAUGGGAGCCACGCACGUCAAAGGAUCACACACACUAUGCUGGAUUAUCCAAACGGGCAAGGACAAAGGCAGAACAGAAAAGAAUUGAACGCAAGUAUGGAGCUAGAUGGUCAGAACUUUUCCGCUUGAGUUACUAUGAUGCCAUCAGAUUUGACAUCAUAGAUCCAAUGCACAACCUUCUCCUUGGUACGGCAAGACAUGUAUUCAGACUGUGGACAGAACUAGGAAUUUUAACAACAAAAAUUGAUGAACUUCAAGCUAGAGUGGAAAACAUCAAAGUACCUUAUGAGGUUGGAAGAAUUCCCUUACGGAUUUCAUCUGGCUUUACAGGAUUUACAGCAGAUCAGUGGAAAACCUGGACAACCAUUUACUCACUGUUUUAUCUGAAGGGGCUUAUCAACAACAGACACUAUGGCAUGUGGUUUGACUUUGUGCAGGCUUGUAUCAUACUCUGCUCCAGAGUCAUAUCCAUCAAUAGACUGGAAGUAGCUGAUGGAUACCUGCAGACAUUUCUCUCAAAAUUUGUCAAACUGUUUGGCCCAUUGCACUGCACCCCCAACAUGCAUCUACAUCUUCAUUUGAAAGAGUACAUAUUGGAUUACGGACCAGUUUAUUCUUUUUGGUGUUUUUCAUUUGAGAGUUUUAAUGGAAUACUGGGAAAGUUUAAUAACAACAAUAGGACAAUUGAAGUACAGAUUAUGAGGCAAUUUCAGCAGAGCCAACAGCUUCAUAUGCCAUGCACAUGGAUGCAUACGACAUCCCUCUGUCCUUAUGACCCUCGCAGCGGAUAAGGAAAAACUCCCCAAAA
Epinephelus lanceolatus (giant grouper) is the source of this 1322-nucleotide messenger RNA. RefSeq lists its product as uncharacterized. The record is from RefSeq and is a predicted model, not a curated record. Lineage: Eukaryota; Metazoa; Chordata; Actinopteri; Perciformes; Serranidae.